This is a messenger RNA of Caenorhabditis sp. 36 PRJEB53466, 975 nucleotides long. Lineage: Eukaryota; Metazoa; Nematoda; Chromadorea; Rhabditida; Rhabditidae. The record is from the annotation of a GenBank genome assembly.
AUGACUGCGGACGUCGACGAGAGUCAGCUCGUUUUCAUCGGAGGAGGCAAUAUGGCUUCGGCCCUCAUCAGAGGAUGCGAAAACAGAAGUGGGCAAAUAUUAGGAGGCCUUCUGAUGUUGAUUGUUAUGAUUUUGUAGAGUUCGCGUCGAAGAGCAGAAUAGCGGUCAGUGUGCAAUCGCAGAAAUCAGCGGACAAGUGGAAGAAACUGGGAUACGAGCACGUGUUCACAGACACCCUCGCGAUGCUCGACAAGUUCCCGACGGCUAUUUACAUUAUCUGUGUGAAGCCUCAAGUUUUCGAAGAAGUCGUCUCCAGUUGGCCAGUCAAUUCCAGGCCUAAGUUUAUCAUUUCGGUCAUGGCCGGAGUCCCUCUCAAUCUGCUCGGCGCUAAAGUUACCAUAAACGUUUGUGUCUUUUGAAAAUGAGAAAACCGUUCAGCUUCCAUUCGUUUCUGGAAACACGACAAUCGUCCGUCUGAUGCCAAAUGUGGCAAGUUCAAUCGGAGCAGGAGCAUCGACAUUGUGCUACGAGAAGAAUGAGAGCAUCGAGAAUCAGGAGUGCUAUAUCCGACACGCGCGCCGAUUCGCAGAAUGCGUUGGAAGUGUGGAGAUCAUUCCGGAAAGAUGCUUCAAUCCGGCGAUGGCUAUAGGAGGAAGCAGCCCCGCGUGGACGUUCAUGUACAUCGAGUCCCUGGCCGACGGAGCAGUUGCUCAGGGAUUGGGAAGAGCCGAAGCGAAACGAUUGGCCGCCCAGGCAGUGAUGGGGGCCGCCAAGAUGCUGCUGGACGCAGAAUCCGGGUUUGAUAUCGAGACGCAGCACUUCGGACUGCUCAAGGACAAGGUGUGCUCGCCUGGCGGAACGACGAUAGAAGGAGUGAGGGCCCUCGAGAAGAACGGCUUCCGAUCUGCCGUCAUUGAGGCCGUCGUCGCUACGUCGAAGAAAGCGGACGAUAUGGCCAAAGCGCUUUCAAAAUAG